Molecule: messenger RNA, 906 nt
Organism: Neomonachus schauinslandi (Hawaiian monk seal)
Lineage: Eukaryota; Metazoa; Chordata; Mammalia; Carnivora; Phocidae
Gene: C4H1orf122
Product: chromosome 4 C1orf122 homolog
Exons: 3
Coding region: 340-483 (47 amino acids)
Source: RefSeq, a predicted model, not a curated record
AACCCCACGCUGGCAGCCACCGCGGCCCUCAGCCCCCUGCACGGACGCGCCGGAGACAUCCGCCCGGCCCCGCUUCCGGGAGGAAGUGACGCGCCCAGUCAGCUUCCGGCCGGGGAGGCUCGGCCCCACCUCCGCGCCGGGCAACUUAAAGGGACCGCGACCCCCAGGAGGAUUGAAGGAGACCGGGAGGCUGCCGGCGUGGACCGUGGGAAGGCGGGGCUGGGGCUCGGCGGGAGGCCACCCCCGCAGCCGCCCCGGGAUGAGCGCGCCCAGCAGCUGCUGGACGCGGUGGAGCAGCGGCAGCGGCAGCUCCUGGACACCAUCGCCUCCUGCGAGGAGAUGCUACGGCAGCUGGGCCGCCGGCGCCCGGAGCCGGCUGGUGGCGGGAACGUCUCAGCCAAACCCGGAGCACCUCCCCAAACAGCUGUCUCCGCCAGAGGUGGCUUUCCAAAGGAUGCUGGCGAUGGAGCUGCGGAGCCCUGACCAUCCCUGAUGGGCGCCCUGACUUCUCUCCCUCCCGGGGCUGGUGGCUGGACUCGAACAACUCCUUUCAAUAAAGGGGCCAGUCUUCACUGGCAGUGGCUGGUACUUGGCUCUCAGCCUGGGAUGGCAGCUCUGCUAGCAGCUGGGUUCACUCCCACUUCAUCCUGGCUGAAGGCAGUGCUGAGCUUUGAAAUGUAGCCAAGGAAUACCCAGUCUGAUUACCCGGAUUUGGGCAGACCAGCAGUGCUCUCCAGAGUGGUCUGGCCUGCUUUGGGGGAUCCAGGUGGUGUUACAUGUCCAUUUCAUGCUCUGGGGGCUCCUAGCCCCACAAAACACUUUUAGCAGAGCCUUGAUUAAAAGGAAACCUGCAGACUCUCCUGGUGACCGACCUUUCCUUUCUGUCCCCUAAGACUUAGCUGGGGA